AUGAAUGCUUCCAGUUAUUCGUCUUCAACUAUUCCAGGAAUAGCUGAGGCAAAUGAACCCAAUCAGAAAGAAAAUAACAAAUUGACACAUCAGAAUGAAGACACCGAAAGAAGGAAAAGCUCUUCAGUUUUGCACGAGGACGAUGAAACUGACAUCGAAGCUAAUAUAAAAAAUCUGACCUUCUCAGGGCUACCAAAUUCUAUUUUACGAAAAAAUCGGAAUCCCAGUAGGUCAUCAAUUGUAUCUCCUCGACAUGUUUCUAAGACACCAACAUUCGAGUCGCAACAUUCACAGUUCUUUUAUGAUUACAUGGAACAACAGGAACAGCAUAGACGAUCAUCAGUACCCCACGCUCCUGUACGUAGCCACACCCUUGACAGCACGAUAGAUCAAGCGCAUAAUCACCCGAAUAACAGUAAAGAAACUAAACAGAGACGAAAAUCACUUCUUUCACCUUCUGAUCAGCCUCCUUUUAAUGGAUGGAGGAAAGAAUUUGGAAAUGCCUUCAAAAAAAUAUCCGUAAUCUCUAAAUUGAAGACUAUGCGUCACUCAAAAAUUGCCGCUGAGCAACAUACACAAUCCACUGAAGGACAGAACAAUCGAGAGCCGUUUAAUGAAGAUACUUAUACUCAAAGAUUAGCCUCUGAUUUAAUCGAUUCUUUAUUAUCAGCAUCUCCUGCAUCACUUUUCGCAAGUACCCAAUUUUUGAGAGAUGAACACGGAAAUAGAAGGGCGCCACUUUUACUAGCCAUGCUAGACGUUAGAGUAAAACCACUAACAAACAUAUCAGAUUUUUUAUCAGGCGAACAUGAGCAUUCAAACUCUCAUGUAAACUAUGACAGUAACGGUGAAAUAGGUUCAAGAAGAAAUAGUAUGUUCAGUUAUUCAACCAUAGGAAACUCAGGAACCAAUAAUCCCGAACUUCGAACGACAUCCCACAAAAAGCCACACCAUAUUAUUUUCGAACUACAAUUUGAAUACGGUAUAGGAGAAAAUAGAUUCAAAUGGUCAAUAAUGAAAAGUUACAAAGAAAUUGAAAGAUUACAUCAUGACUUAAGAUUAAUUUCAUUCCAGCAGAAUACUUUAAGCAAGCUUUAUCAGGAACAGAAUAGGUUCAGCGUUUUUAAAACACCCUAUUUUCCAACUUUUCAUGAUGCUCACAAGAAAAGAUUUCAGAAUUCAAGGAAUACUGAAAAAAAUUCAAAAACUUUUUUAUCAUCAAGAAGUUCCAUGUCAUCUUUGAACUCCAAUUCGUCAAAUUCCAGUUCGUCCACUCCUUCAAUUACUUUUCAGUUGAAUGAAAUAAAAAUGAAACACUUGCAAGAUCUCAUUGAAGAGGAAGAUGAUUAUACCCAACCAAUGCAUAUCAGGCUAGAGAGGUAUUUUAGGUUACUGAAUCUAGCACUUUGUCUACGGCCUCAAGCAAAUAGAUUAUUCCAAUUUUAUGAGUUUUCACCAAUUGGCAACUUGUUGAGUUACGAGACUGGAUAUCAGGGCAAGGAAGGCCUAUUGAUUAUUAGGUCCACGGCAAAGGCACAGGGCUGGAGGGUUUCACAUUUCAAUGCUCAUGACUUUAAGGAAAUGAUAGAAAGACAUACUCCUAAAUGGUUCUUGGUGAGAGACUCUUAUAUCAUCUAUGUCUCUGACAUCUGUAGUACGACACCAUUGGAUGUUUUUAUGGUUGAUUCGAAAUUUAACAUUAAAUCAUCCGGCCAAAACAAGAAAAGGAGGAAUAGCAAGAAGAAUACAGAGUAUUUUGAGGAUGACAUAGAUUGGGAUCUUGAAAAUUCCAAGAAAAUUUCCACUAAAUUACUGGUGACGUUACAAAAUAGUGAAAGAAAACUUCAAAUAAUUUGCAAGUCUGAAUUUUCCAUGAAACAGUGGGUUGCUUCUUUUACCAUGAUGGCCAAAAACUCCAUUUGGUCUCAAUCUCACAGAUUUAGUAGUUUCGCCCCCGUUCGGACUAAUGCUUUCUGUAAAUAUCUUGUAGAUGGAAGAGACUAUUUCUGGGCUUUAAGUGAUGCAAUACUUAUGGCUGAAGAUGUGAUCUAUAUUCAUGAUUGGUGGCUUUCUCCAGAGGUAUAUUUGAGGAGACCAGUAAACGGAAAUCAAGAAUUCAGACUUGACAGAUUGCUGAAAAAAAAAGCAGAAGAAGGAGUUAAAAUUUUCAUAGUGGUUUAUAGAAACGUCGGUAAUAUUGUCGGUACGGACAGUCUAUGGACAAAGCAUUCCAUGUUAAAACUGCAUGAUAACAUUCACUUAAUUAGAUCACCGAAUCAGUGGUUACAGAAUACAUAUUUUUGGGCUCAUCAUGAAAAACUCUGUGUUAUUGACAGCACUGUCGCUUUCAUGGGAGGUAUUGAUUUAUGUUUUGGCAGGUAUGAUACCCCGGAACAUGUAUUAAGGGACGCAUAUGAUGAUUUAAAAGAUCAAACGUUCCCUGGCAAAGAUUACUCAAAUGCCAGAGUUUGUGAUUUCUAUGAGCUAAAUAAGCCAUUCGAAUCGAUGUAUGAUAGAAACGAAGUUCCAAGAAUGCCCUGGCAUGAUGUCCAUAUGAUGACCAUUGGGGAAGCUGCUAGAGAUAUGGCAAGACAUUUCGUUCAGAGAUGGAAUUAUUUAUUGAGAGAAAAAAGGCCGAGUAGACCAACUCCUUUGCUACUGCCACCAAAUGAUUUCACUCCCGGGGAAUUGGAAAAUUCUCCAAUAUUUCGAAAUCUGAAGGAAAGAUCCACUUGUGAAGUGCAAGUAUUGAGAAGCGCGGGUAACUGGUCGCUAGGACUGAAAGAGACGGAACAUUCUAUCCAGAACGCAUACUUGAAAUUGAUUGAGACCAGUCAGCAUUAUAUUUAUAUCGAAAAUCAAUUUUUUGUAACUACUUCGGAGUGGGAUGGAGUUAUAAUUGAAAAUAAAAUCGGUGCAGCUAUAGUUGAUAGAAUUGUCAGAGCUAACAGCGAGGGCAAAGAUUGGAAAGCCUACAUUAUUAUACCAUUAAUGCCUGGAUUUGAUUCGCCAAUUGACCAACCUGAGGCUUCGAGUGUCAGAGUUAUUAUGCAAUGUCAGUAUCAAAGUAUUUCACGUGGUGAAACAUCUAUUUUCUCCAAAUUAAAAAAGUUAAACAUUGAACCAAUGCAGUACAUUCAAUUUUUUUCACUCAGGAAGUGGUCUACAAUUGGUCCCCACGAUAAAAUUGUGACCGAACAAUUGUACGUACAUGCGAAGCUUAUGAUCGUAGAUGAUAGAAGUUGCAUCAUUGGCAGUGCAAAUAUCAACGAGAGGUCACAGCUAGGUAGCAGAGACAGUGAAAUUGCGAUGAUUGUAAGAGAUACCGAUUUGAUUAAGACUAAAAUGAAUGAUGAAGAAUACUAUGCUGGAAGAUUUGCAUGGGAGUUAAGGCAAAGGUUAAUGAGAGAACAUCUUGGAUGUGAUGUUGAUCUAGUGGAAAUUGUAGAGAGAACAUUUGGUAAGCUUGAAAAAAUUGCCUCACUGAAUUACAAUACCUUAAACACUAUCGCAGCCAAAUCUGCCGAUUCCGCCAGCAAAAAGCAACGAAUUAGUUCAGCCAUGAUCGAGAUGGGAUUCCGUGAGGUAUUCGACUGUAAGUAUAGUCCAAUCUGGUUUGAAAAAUUUGCUCAUGAUCAAUCUGUAAUUUUCCACAAUUUUGGAAUUUUUAGUAAUGAGACGAGACCUGGAGAUAAUGAUUUUAUUCAACAACCGAUUGAAAGUACUGGAGAUUUUACUACGGCUCGAAAAUCAAAAUUAACUUGUAUUGAUGAGAACAACAAUACCGAUCCUGAAUAUUUAAAUAAGAUUCAUUCAUUUAAUCAUAGAGCAGGGGUUGAUAAUAUUGGUAUGAGAGAUAAGAAAUCCAUAAGUUCUGAUCCAAGAUUAGCUGGUAAUAAGAAACAUGAUCAAGAAGUUGCAGGUAAUGGGCCAGAUGGAUGGAAGAAUGUCACUAUAGAAUUCAAAGAAUCUGUUACUGAGCAACUGAGGGAAUGGUCAUUAAAGGCCAUGUCUUCGAAAACAAUCGGAGGUAACUCAAAGACUAACUCAAAGAAAACUAAUAUUUUACCCAAGAAAGAAGAUGUUUACGGCUAUAUGGUUGAUGAAACCGUUUCUGACGACAAAAAAUGGGACAUGCUUAAAAGAAUAUGUUAUUUACAACACUUGGCCUUUAAGAUAGAACAGAAAGAGUACGUCAAUCCGAAGAUGAAUCAAAAGAUGAGUGGAAAUAACAUUACAGAGGAUACUGAAGAAAUUCAUGAAAAAAAUAAAAAUAUUCUUGAAGAAGAGGAAUUAGACGAUGAAGCACUAGAUAGCUUACUGAGACAAUUAACACCGGUGUUAACGACUCCUGAACGUACGAGCAAGCUGAUCAAUCUAAAAUUUAUUGAUCCGUAUUCUUUUGCAGACCCUUUGUCUGUAAAAUUUUAUGAGGAGUUGUGGUUCACAGUGGCUUUGAAGAAUACGCUAUUAUAUCGGUUAGUUUUUCAUUGUCAACCUGAUAAUGCCGUUCAAACAUGGAAGGAUUAUAAGGAAUUUUUAAGAAUGUAUGAUGAAUUCAACAAGAACCAAGAGAGCUUGAUUGAUAUCGAACUGAAACAUAGUAACAACAACAAUAAUAACAGUAAUAAAGAUGACAGUGAAGUACAGAUCCCUGAAGAUGUUGUUAUUACUGAUGGAACGAAAGUUGACGAAGUACCUGUCCUUGAUACCGACAACGUUACUUCUACUGGUGUCACGAAGACUCUGGGACAGAGAGAGAAAAGAAGAAAAGCGAUAACAUUACAAAUGAAAUUAAAUGGAAGUCUACUGUACGGAUUCAAUGAGAGAAUAUUUGAUAAAUAUACUGCAAGGAGAAUAUUGGAAAGAAUUCAUGGUCAUUUGGUCAUUUUUCCGACAGAGUGGCUUGCUAAGGAAGUUGAAUCAAGAAACUGGUUUUAUAAUGCCGAUAGAUUACCACCCAUCGAUAUCUACGACUAA
Molecule: messenger RNA, 4980 nt
Organism: Kazachstania africana CBS 2517
Lineage: Eukaryota; Fungi; Ascomycota; Saccharomycetes; Saccharomycetales; Saccharomycetaceae
Gene: SPO14
Product: phospholipase D
Exons: 1
Coding region: 1-4980 (1659 amino acids)
Biological process (GO): cell motility; intracellular signal transduction; phosphatidic acid biosynthetic process
Molecular function (GO): D-type glycerophospholipase activity
Source: RefSeq, a predicted model, not a curated record